Messenger RNA from Rhopilema esculentum, 5241 nucleotides. RefSeq lists its product as uncharacterized. Gene Ontology annotation, biological process: piRNA processing; nucleobase-containing compound metabolic process. Gene Ontology annotation, cellular component: PET complex. NCBI's taxonomy places the organism in Eukaryota, Metazoa, Cnidaria, Scyphozoa, Rhizostomeae, Rhizostomatidae. The record is from RefSeq and is a predicted model, not a curated record. Gene Ontology annotation, molecular function: nucleic acid binding; 3'-5' exonuclease activity.
GCCUCGUUUUGCAUGCCAAAUUUUGAUGCAGGAUGCAGGAUGCGGAGGGAAAUUUAUGACGUCCGUUAAGACCAGGUUGGGAUGAUAACUUGCGUUGAAUAUUUAUCUCUUGGCAUUUCCGAACUCUGCUCAAUAUAAUAAAACCAAAAAGUAUGUUCCAAAUGAAGCACUGAUUCGGAGAGUCUCUUGCAUUUUGUUGAAGCAAAAUGGGAACAGAAUAUGUUGGCAAAAAAAUUUGGAUACUUACUGACGAAGGCAAAUAUAAUGGGAUCAUACACUCAGUUGAUGAAAAGAAUAAAAGACUUAUUCUUCAAAAAGUUUCUAUGGCAGAUGGAAGGAAGAUAAGGGGUCUCCAGAUAUUCUUCACAAAUGAAAUUCGAGAUUUGCAACUUUUAGACCAAAAUGGAAGUGAUGCAGACACAGAUGAUAGAUCAUCAGAUCGAGGGCUUGAUGAACUUACUAACGAAAAAGCCCUUGAAAAUGAUAAAGCUGAGCAAAAGAGUAUAUUCACUGAGAAAGACCCUAGUGAUGAAGGCUCUAGACUUAUUGCCAGGAAACCAUUUUUGCCUAACAAAUAUUUAUCUGGAGAAGAAAACUUAAAUAUGACAAUUGAAGAUGAUGAGUUCUGUGAUCUUCCUGAUGUUAUAUUGGUUGAUGAACUGAAUGAGAAAUUUGAUCAAGCAGUUUACUUUAUCAAUGAGCAAAGAGUAGUGGGACUAUCAGCUGAGGCCAAUCAAAUGGGAAGGUCAGGGGUCUUGUGUUUGCUCAUUGUUGGCUGCAGAGGUGCGACCUAUGUAUUUGAUGUGCACAAACUUGGUGCAGAAUGUUUUGCUAAAGGAUUACGCUCAUUCCUUGAAAACAUUUAUUUGUUAAAGGUUGUUCAUGAUUGCCGACUCCUUAGUGACUGCCUCUUUCACGUGUAUGACAUAGAAAUGAGGAACAUAUUUGAUACCCAGGUUGCAGAUAUUAUUAUUUACAAGCAAAAAAGAGGGAAACUACCAAGGGAAGUGAAUGGACUCGAGCCUUGUCUCUUCGAUUACCUGAAUCUCAAGCCUUCUAAAUGCAGUUUUUCGUCAAUUAUUGGUAAAUUCACUAAGACUGACGCAAAUCUUUGGACAACAAGACCUCUUCAAAGAGAGUUACUUAAUGCAGUUUCUGAGAAAGUUCUGUUCUUGAGAGAGUUAAGAAUUGCACUGAUGGAGAAGAUGCUUGCUGAAUUUUUGUUUGGUGUCGACAUAUAUCUCGCUGUAUUCAGAGAUUCGCCAGUCGAUUGCACAAAUGCAUUGGCCAAGACACGCAAAGUACCUGGGGCAUUUCACGAUUUGAAGAGGAUCACAGAAAGACGAUGGAGACGAUACGAGGACAAAGACAAGCAGAUGAGUAAAAGAGAUGAAUUUUAUUCAGGAGGUCAAAAUGGAGAGAAUAUUGUAAGCAAAAACGAUGGAGGAUGGACAGAGGGAAUUGAGUUUGCCGAUAUAUACAGGCAAAAGCACGGGAAGAUAGUUGAGCGCGAUGACCUUGGGCAAUCAGCUUGGUCAUCGCUUAUGACUGAUGAAGCACAGAUCGAUCCGGCAAUGAGGCCAUGGAGAUCAUCUAAACCAGAUGAAGUUAAAGACAGUUCAGUUAAAGGACAAGAACCUUUAGUAUUUAGAUCAGAGGGGGAUUUUAGGGAAAAGAAGAAAACACGAAGUAAGUAUGGUUUAAAUUCUAGCACGGUUGUAGAGGGUAUUCCCGAGAAAGAGAGUGGUUCGGCAAAGGAUACGAUGGUCAGAGAUACCGUUGAACAUGCAGCCAAAAAUGUGCAGCUUACGACGGAAAUCAUACAAACGGAUGCAGUACGUAUUGAAAGCUUUGAAAAGGACAUGUUAAACAACAAUCGCCUGGAAGGAUCGCGAUCUAGUAAUAAAUUUACUCCAGCUGACAACUGGAUCCCAUAUAAGGGUAAAGAAAAUGACAGCAACUAUUCACCGAAUGCUAAGCAAAGUCCUUUGGUAACGAGGUAUCACGAAGAAUAUCCUCCUUUAAGUCCGGAGAACCAGAAUGGUAGCAAAUCUGCAGAUUCGCAAAAAGACACUCCAGAAAGUGAAAUGAGAGCGAGAAAGAACUUGGCUUCUGUUCUCGGUGUAAAAACCGAUUUGGCAAGGUCAGUACCUGUCGGUCGAGCUAAAAACAGAAGCUAUUUUGCUUCUUGUACUCCUCCACUGAGAGCCUCUCCUGGACCUGGUGACGCAUCACGUGCUAAGAAUCGAAUUGACAUUUUGACCGAUACGCAUUCGUUUCCAUCCGAUGAAGAUAUUUUGCAUACAGACCCAAUAAUUCGAGUUGACCAUGACAGUCCAGUCGUUGGACAAAACAUGCGAGUUCAAAAAAUCAAGUUGAAGGACUGAGUUGAAAAUUCGUCGUGGUAUUAAAAGCAAUAUCGUUUCAUGUCCGUUUUCCCAUUGUUUUUUGACUCGCAGCUCAAGUCUGUACAGAAGGAAUUUGUCUUUAAACACUAAUAACUGAGCUGUGCCUACUUGCAAAGACAUUUCCCCCAUUUAAAACCUCGCACGUAUACUUACCUUAUAUUUACUGCCAGUUGCGAAAAUGAUUUUACUAGUAUACAAAACUGAUGCCUUUAUUAAAGCUUUGUUUACGUUGAAGAAAUUUCAUACCAAUUAGUUCCUGUUCAAAAUAGUGGAACACUCAGUGGUUGCGAUAACACAUGAACGGUUUGAAUGGUAUCCUUCCGUUCUGAAAACUGGAACGCUUUUUACAAGUCAUACAUGCGAACAUUCCAUAAAUUAGAAGCCAAAUAGAACUGUGCUCCGUCGUUCUUGUGUAAACAAAACCUAAUAUUAGGAAUAUUUUUUUUACAUAUAGUUCCUUGCAUCAUUUAUUUAAAAUUAAACAUUGGCUGUUGCCAUUUUCGAUUAAGGAGCAAUGAAUUAAAUCCUUUCCUCGGAAUAGAGAGCAGAAAAUAUUUUUUGAAAUAUUUAUUAAAAAUUCUAUGCAGUGUUCUACGAAAUAUCUGUUGAUUGUCAAUACAAUGGCGAUUUUUUUAACCAACUGUGAUGUAGAAGUCUGAGAGAAUGAAACUUUCAGCUUUCAACUUGCCAGCAAAAUGUUUAACGUCUUCCAGUACAGUAUGUUCUUUUUCUAAAAAGUUUUUCAAAAAUACUAGAGAGACAUUUUUCAAAGCAGUGUGACCCUUUGCCUUUACAAAACAUGAAAUUUAUUUUUUGGUAGUACAGAACUGCUAGUAUGUUGUGAAAUGUUUGUCAUCUUCAACACUUUUCAAUCAUCUCCCUAUGGUCGAAGCCAUGUAUUUCCCUAUGGUCGAAGGUAUUUUUAUCACCAAUCUGCCGUUCUAAGUAUCCUGUUGUCACAUAAUUGUUACAUGGAAAAGCCGUUUUACUAACAUCAACCAAAUGGUGGGUGUAUGAAUAACACAGGAAAAACAAACGUUUAAAGGACAGCUGGUUUAUUGAAUGUGCAAAGAUUUCGCAACAUACUUUGGAACCUUGCCCCAGCUUUAGAGACUAUGGAAGGAUACUCCUGAAAAUAUCAUAUUAUUUGAAGCAAAGAGGGAUUGUUCUACUGUUUAAAUAUAGUCUUAUUUUCAUCCAGUUUUUAAAGGAAUUUAAAUGGGACGUCAAGACUUGGGGAAGUUUUUCAUUGUAUAUACUACAUCAGUUACAAUAUCAUAAGUAGAAUUUUAUUUUGAUGACCUUUGGAUGGUCUAGUCGACUUGGUACUUAAAACUUGCCAUCUGAGGCGCUUCAAAUUUUGAACAGGAACACAUUUAUUAUGUCAAGAGUAAAUUUUAGUUUAUGGAAUAUACCCAGACAAUUUGGAAAGUACCAGCCUCUCUUCUUAGAUAAUAAAACAAUUAUAAUUUAAUUUAAUUGUAACUAUUCUUGUUGUUACUCUUUGUUGUUUUUAUUACAUUAUAAUUAAACACGAAAUUGUUCUGUUACGUUUUAGUUUAAAGAAAAACAUAAAAAUGCAUUUUAUAUCAUACAUAUAUUGGCCUGUGUGAAAUUGUUUACUAAAAUGCCUAAAAACAACAUAGAAUUCAUAUAUCUCAUUUCUUACUGCCCCUUUGCAGUUAUACAUACUUUGAUGAGCAGGAAAGCAGAAACCUCAAUUUUAAGGCCAAUAUUAUUGAUCCAAGAGGAAUCUUUUCACACUGUUGUCCUUGCACUUUUGACCUUCAAAAUCACAUGGUCUCACUAUGGUCACAACUAUCUGAGAAUACAAUGAUUUGCAGUCCCAAAGCUUUCAUGCAAAAACCUUGAAAUUGGGCAACAAAAAGACACACACAUGAAUUCAACAGUUCUUUAAUAAGUACAAAAAAUUUAAAUGUGAUACAGGUUUUGACAAUGCAUAUGAUUUUGCUAAUUUUUAGAACACACACAGGAGUAUAGCCUAGGCAACAAGAAGGGUUUUGGGGGGGGGGGGGUAGAGUGAGACUAGAUGAUGGCUGUUGCUCAACUCACCUCUGCCAUGACCCCUUGGGAUGUUGGAAAAUGCCCCCUGUUGAAAAUAAAUUUGAAAAAAGCCAUUGUCAUUGGCUUUUGCAGCAUCCUAUUGCAGAUUUGCUUUCUCAGACACCAACCUUCUUAUCGCUAUGACUGUCCCCUUUGCUUUCCUUGCUAGGCUAGUACACCCUUGCGUACAUAUUAUAGUUGGUCUACUUUUCUAACAGCAUCAACAUUCAGUGAUCACAGAACCUUAUCAUUUGGAUUACAUCACAAUAUAUUUAAAGCCUUGUUCAUAAGUAGGGGCUGAGGAAGGAAGAAAAGCUUUGAUAGGGGGCAAAAAAGCUAUUCUGAUUCUUCCCUUCAUUUUCUGGACAAAGAGUACAACAGAACAUUCCCAUUUCCAGCCAAUUAUAGAUAAGGGGAAUCAAACUGAAAAUGGGAAAAAUCUGGUAAAGCCUGGAAAGUCCUGCCAAAAAUGGAAGCUACAAGCUACAAGUCAGUUGCAAUUUUCAAGGUUGAAACUGGCAAUGGUGACAUGCCUUUUUGGUAUGUGAUCAAAUACAAGGAUGAACAAGGACACUGCUCUUUUCCAAAUUGUUCCCCAAAGGUCACAUUGGAUAUUUCAACCUUUGAUCUAGCCAAUGAAAAAUAUAAAAGGACCCUUUCCGUAGUGCUGGAACAAACAAGUUGCAAAUCAUUGGAAUGAUUUAAGCAUUUUGAGAUAUACAACUCCAAGGUUUUUGGCCAGCUGCUUUUAGUUUACAGGAAACCAAAU